AUGGAUCGACUUGCUUUCAUCACGUUCUCAUCGACACGGAAGCGAAGUCAGCGUCAUCCUAGCGACCGAUUGCGACAAGCACUCAGAGACUAUGUACAAUUUGCUUGCAGCCAAUGGUUCUCGGAUGGUUUCACUCGGUCAGCGCAUGAUGAAUCUAGACCUCAGUCUUUGCCGAGUUUUCAGUGGACCUUUAUGUUUGCGUCUCUACCCUUCGCAAUUAUCGGUAUCGACUUCAUCCAACAUUUUGUGUUGCUUGUUGAUUCUGGUCGCCACAGACAUUUAGACGACCGUGCUAAACUAGGCUUCAAAUGCAUUCUUACGGAGGCCCCAAUACUCAGCCCCGUUUUUCGAAUCGCCGAUGUAUCGCCAGCUUAUGCGAACCUACUCCCUGAAUACCUGUGGCUGGUACGACCAGCUGCAGAGCUUCCGCCAGUCACGACAGAGGUCGCUGAGCACAUAGUCACGCGUAUUCUGCCAGUUAUCCCACAACCAGGACGGCUUGCUCCUGACAAACUAGGUGCAGCACAAGCUGAAUGCGACCACAUGCUUCAGCUUGGUACCCUCAGAUCGUCCAAAAGCUCUUGGGCGUCGCCUCUGCACAUGGACGCGAAGAAGGUCAUGGGGACUGGCGUCCUUGCGAAGACUAUUGAACUUUAA
Dicrocoelium dendriticum is the source of this 657-nucleotide messenger RNA. The record is from the annotation of a GenBank genome assembly. NCBI's taxonomy places the organism in Eukaryota, Metazoa, Platyhelminthes, Trematoda, Plagiorchiida, Dicrocoeliidae.